Messenger RNA from Polypterus senegalus (gray bichir), 2242 nucleotides. RefSeq names its product casein kinase I. The record is from RefSeq and is a predicted model, not a curated record. The transcript is spliced from 10 exons. Gene Ontology annotation, cellular component: spindle microtubule; cytoplasm; nucleus. NCBI's taxonomy places the organism in Eukaryota, Metazoa, Chordata, Cladistia, Polypteriformes, Polypteridae. Gene Ontology annotation, molecular function: ATP binding; protein serine/threonine kinase activity. Gene Ontology annotation, biological process: spindle assembly; regulation of circadian rhythm; peptidyl-serine phosphorylation. Bases 407 to 1636 code for a protein of 409 amino acids.
CAGAUAGAAGGAGGGGGGAAGGGAGGGAGCUGUGUAAGUGUGUGUGUUUAGCCUCGGCAAAAAAGGGGGCUAGUCGUUGAAAUCCGUGUCCAUCCUCUACGAGGCAAGCGGUGAUGUGUUUUUCGGCACCCUGAACAUAAUCUACAUGCUGCUGGCUUUUAGCAAAUCUGUAUAUUGUUGUUUUGUGACAAGAGGGGAGGUAGAAAAGGGAUGGUGAAAAUUGGACGGUAACAGGAAAAACGGCAGCCGUCUUGAGCGGGGGACUGAAGAAGAGAGGAACUAGGGGAAGAGAAUAGCGAGCGGGGAGGCUUGUUCGAAAGGAGCACAGCACGAAAAACAGUUUUAAAAAAAAUUGACGACGCCUUUUAAAUUCUAUCUUUACUUUUUGUUUACAUAAUACAAAGCCAUGGAACUUCGGGUGGGCAAUAGGUACAGACUGGGCCGGAAGAUCGGAAGCGGAUCAUUCGGAGACAUUUAUUUGGGCACAGAUAUAGCUGCUGGAGAAGAGGUUGCCAUUAAACUAGAAUGUGUGAAAACCAAACAUCCUCAGCUUCACAUAGAGAGCAAGAUUUACAAAAUGAUGCAAGGAGGAGUGGGUAUUCCUACCAUUAAAUGGUGUGGUGCCGAGGGAGAUUAUAAUGUGAUGGUAAUGGAGCUACUGGGGCCAAGUCUUGAAGAUCUUUUUAACUUCUGUUCACGGAAAUUCAGCCUGAAAACAGUUCUUCUGUUGGCAGAUCAAAUGAUAAGUCGAAUUGAGUAUAUUCACUCAAAGAACUUUAUUCACAGAGAUGUGAAACCAGACAAUUUCCUUAUGGGCUUGGGGAAAAAGGGAAACCUCGUUUAUAUCAUUGACUUUGGCCUGGCCAAAAAGUAUCGGGACGCACGCACACAUCAACAUAUUCCUUACCGUGAAAAUAAAAACCUGACUGGCACAGCCCGGUAUGCUUCCAUCAAUACUCACUUGGGAAUAGAACAGUCACGGCGUGAUGACCUUGAAUCCUUGGGAUAUGUAUUAAUGUACUUUAACCUUGGUUCCCUGCCAUGGCAAGGCCUGAAAGCAGCUACAAAAAGACAGAAAUAUGAGCGAAUCAGUGAAAAGAAAAUGUCUACGCCGAUUGAAGUGCUCUGCAAAGGCUACCCUUCUGAAUUUGCCACAUACCUGAAUUUCUGUCGCUCUCUUCGCUUUGAUGACAAACCUGACUAUUCCUAUCUUCGGCAGCUGUUCAGAAAUCUUUUCCACAGACAAGGCUUUUCAUACGACUAUGUCUUUGACUGGAAUAUGCUCAAAUUUGGUGCUAACAGAGCAGCUGAAGAUGCUGAGCGUGAAAGAAGGGAAAGAGAGGAGAGAAUGAGGCACACACGCAACCCAGCAACCAGGGGACUUCCCUCCACUGCCUCCGGGAGGCCAAGAGGAACACAAGACGUUGCUCCCCCAACCCCUCUCACACCCACAUCACAUACUGCAAACACUUCACCCCGUCCAGUAUCUGGAAUGGAGAGAGAGCGAAAAGUCAGUAUGAGAUUGCAUCGUGGCGCUCCUGUCAACAUAUCAUCUUCAGAUCUCACUGGGCGGCAAGAUACCUCACGUAUGUCAACAUCACAGAAUAGCAUUCCCUUCGAACACCACAGCAAGUAGCUGCUCGCCACGUUCUUGUUUGAAGGCAGCACUGGAUCUUGUCACGUGUGACCCCGAGCGGGCUCCAGUCUGCUGUACCCCGAUGAAAGAAAAUCGGUCGCCAUGGAGGGCAGAUGAUGCAUGGCUGAUCUUUACUAGUCUAAUUCCAACAGCUUCACUAGCGCAACACAAGUAACCUAAAUUGAGCAAAAAGUGGUGUUCAUGCCUUUUAAGAACAAACAAACUUGAGACACUUUCUGAGAAGAUCGACUAAAGGAAUAUACUUGCUGUACGCAUGGCCUCCUUGGCCAAGGGGUUCUUGCCUGAAUUGUCGCCUGCUGUGCGCAAAGUGCAACUUGCAGCCAAAGCUGGUUUGAGAAGUGGUUUACCAAAUGAAGCGACUGCGUGAAAUGAACUGCCAUUUUUCUCCCUCCAUUGUUGGCAAAAACGUACCAGUUUUAUUAUCCUACUGUAUGAUGAUAGACAUUAACUCACUUUAAAGGGUUUUUUGUAUUAAGCUAAAAUUCAGCAGGCCCAAGUCUGUGUAGAUGGGUAGUGUGUCAAUGUUCUCGCUUUAUCGUCUGUGAUUAUACAACAAAAGUACCGAAUUUAAAAAGAAAAAAAAAA